AUGGCGCCUCCAACCCUUCCCCAGUCUUUACCUCCCUUGGUUCGACAUACGGCUUCUCACACGGAUGGGCCCGACCAGGAUCUCGCCGACGUCCCUACCUCUACCUAUCAAAUGGAACGCUCGACCUCGUUGCCCCCGACCGUUCGGGCAGAUUUGGCACGCGUAAAGCUUGCCAAUCGAGACGGAGGACACAGCUCACCACGGGCACGGUGGUCUCUCGAGCUUCUGUGCGGAGAGGAACAAUUACCCCAACCCGGAGAUCGACCGUAUAAUCACAACAACACGGACGAAUUCACCGUGUCAAGCAAGCGAGAACACUCAGUCACCUCCUCCCCAGCGGGCUCCGACACCUACUCCGACGACGAUGGCUACUACUCCCCCCGGCUGGCGUACCCCCGGCCCCCACCGCCCCAACCGCUAGGUGCCCCUCGAUUCCUCCCCCCUCCAUGGCACCCAUCGGCCCCAAGCGGGCCAGUUCAAAGGCGUCCGCCGCUGCCAAACCUUCGGGACCUAGACCCGGCCUAUUCCGACUCCGAAUCAGAAGACAUGGAUGACGAUGAAGCAACCAGAAGCUUGCAUAGUGCCGGUUGGCCGCGGACCGAGCGCUUGGAGAUGGCCGAUGCAAAACAGAGGUGCAUUCGGCAACUGCGGUACCAAAUCACGAACAAGAGAAGGGAUUUACGGCAACUCAGACACCAGAUGGACAGCAUAGACAACUCUUUUAUGCAAAUCCUUCGUCCUCACUUGGCGUCAAAGACUGGCGUCGCUAUGAUCCCCAUAGAUGUACUCGAGGGGAAACUGAAUGAGAUGCAAGCUAGUCGAGACGCGUACUACACGGCUGAGGUAGCAUUCGAAGCCAUGGAGUCCGAGCUGGAAGCAGAGGAGUCUAGGCUUCGCAUCAUAGAGACGAGGGCACCGCGGUUCACGCCUGGUGGGUUUGAUACGGCGCAACCGCCCAAAAUCCCCCCGCCACCACCGAUAGGGACGAUACCAAGAGUGCCACCUGCACCAUAUACUCGGGGGUGGGACAGUGAGGCCUCAGAUGCCGAAAGUGCCGCUGCGUCAUCAACCCCCGAAGCCCUCUUAGGAAUAUCGGGGUCUCUCCAUGAGGACGUUCACUUCUUGUACGACGACCUUGUCCAAGCCGCCAGCGAUCAUCGGCUGGCUCUGGAGCAGGUACAGGACAUUGAAAUGCGCCGCGAUAAGCUUUUAUACGACCUUGAGAUUGAAAUACUUCGGAAACGGGGCCGUGAAGGCCAAGGAAAUCAGAUGAGCGAAGAGGACCUUCUCUCCCUUCGAUCGUUACUCGCCAAAGUUCCGACCGACGCCACCGAAUUUGAACACCAGUUCGGAAUUGCCGUUACAACAGACGAGCUGGAGUUUCUCCAUGGCUAUGACUCGGCCCACGAGCUCGCCCAGAAUGAACUCGACAUCAGCUCAGAGACUCUAUCCCGAUUGCGGGCCCUCUGUAUCAAAAGGGGCGUCAUGCGAAAGCACCCCUCCCUUCGGGAGGAACUAGACAUCUUCUCUGGCUGCUCAGAUUGGGCGCUACAUCCGGAGGAUGGCAAUAUGAGCAUCGAGCUUCCACCAAACCCCUCUGCCUCGCUUGCCCACCCGCGCUUCCCCAUCCUCUUGUCCAACCCGUCGCAUGUCCUGGCCCAACUCACACCGCUCCAGGCACUUGAGCAAGCUCUCAAGCUCCCCAAAGACGACCCAGUCAGCGCCCUACGCCGAGCCGAGUGCAUGAAGGAGCUAGGAAUUGGCACCCUCAUGACCAAAUUCGACAGCAAGCCCGAUUUCAUCAACCAGUGGCUGAUCCACCGCCUGCGCACUUCGGCUGUUGAAGCAGAACUCAUGCUCGCCGUUUGUGAGGGCGAGUUCCGCGUCGUCAACCUCCGCCGUUGGCAAGAGGAGGUGCUGUACUAUUGGCGGCACGAUGAGGCUGCGACACAGGGUUUUGAGCGCUUCGACACCCCCAUCACGCCGCGGGACGACACCCCGUUUCUCCUCCCACUGCUGCCGUCACCAAAUAAUAGGAAGCCCAUCGUUACUCCAGCUGGUGUUGGCACUGUCGCGCGGAUGCCCCUUGAGGUCGGCCGAAACGACGAGAACGAAGGGGGUAGUGUGUGGGGCGAGGCGAACUCGGCCAUUAUUGGAGGCGAGGGGAAGGCCCGCAGUGAUUCUGGCGGGUUCACUGGGAGUCUCCGUGCUAGAGAGAGAUGGACGAGAUCCGUGAAGAGUUCGGGAUGA
Molecule: messenger RNA, 2250 nt
Organism: Dichotomopilus funicola
Lineage: Eukaryota; Fungi; Ascomycota; Sordariomycetes; Sordariales; Chaetomiaceae
Exons: 1
Coding region: 1-2250 (749 amino acids)
Source: RefSeq, a predicted model, not a curated record